Molecule: messenger RNA, 10387 nt
Organism: Mustela erminea (ermine)
Lineage: Eukaryota; Metazoa; Chordata; Mammalia; Carnivora; Mustelidae
Gene: ZHX3
Product: zinc fingers and homeoboxes 3
Exons: 3
Coding region: 1388-4264 (958 amino acids)
Biological process (GO): regulation of transcription by RNA polymerase II
Cellular component (GO): nucleus
Molecular function (GO): DNA-binding transcription factor activity, RNA polymerase II-specific; DNA binding
Source: RefSeq, a predicted model, not a curated record
AAAAAGUUUUUCUUGGUUUUCUGGGUUGUUUCUCAAUGUUACUAGUUGUACUUAGUUUUUACUUUUGCUUCUUGACAAAACUCAAAGCAAUGUUUGUCUUCUGUUCUUUUCAUUAUCCAUAGAUUCUUUAUGUGGUGAUUUUGUAGCAAUUUCUAACUUCUUCAUUGUCAUUUCAGAGCUUAUCUCUUCCAAGCAAAAUAUUGUUGGAUUUUGUCUUCUGUUCAACCGAUCUUGAAGACUCUAUGACUUACAUCUAAAUUCAUCCUCUUUAAUUCAUGGCUGCUGUUGCAUUUGUUCUAUUUUCUGUAUGUAACUUGUUUCUUGAUUUUUAUACUUUUUAGUUGUCUCUUUUCUGUUACACCUUCAGUUUUGGGGAAAUGCUUUUCUUUCCUUUCAACUUUUGAACAAAUUUUAAAGGUGAACAAUCUUUCGAGUUUUCUUAGUGCCAGGAAUAACAUUUGUUUCUAUAUUUAUUUACUAUGAUCAAAGCAAAAGCAGGAACUUUCCUUUCCUUCCAUAUAAGGAAACUCAGUUUCUCCCUGUUUUGGCAUCCCCUCUCCCUAUUCCUUAUCUACCCCCUUGUUUUUUUCUUGCGCAUUUUGCAUUUGUUCUGUGAGGUGUACUCAUUCUUCUGGGCUUCAGCUGGUACUCAGAAGUAUUUUUGCUCUUCCUGCAUUCAUUUAAUUAAUGACCACCGAGGUGUCACUCUGAGCUGGGUGGAUGCUGAGGUAGGUGCAGGAGAUACGAAGAUAAAGGUGGUUCUGACCCUGCCAUCAGGGUCCCCACUCUGGUUGAGGAGGUGGCACACACGCAGACUAACAAUGGCAAAAGGUGUGAUGUCUCAGGUGUCCUGGAGACACAGAGGGAGGGAGGGAGACAUGGAUGGAGGGAGUCAUGUUUGGUGAAUCAGCAAAGGCAUGCUGGGAGGUGCUGCUACUGUACCAGGAGAUCUUCAUGAGGUAGAGGAUAAAGCAAAAGGGCUAGGGCCUGAAGGUGCCCAUGUUUGUUGCCCAAGUUCAUCAAAGCCUGGCUGGAGAUGAGACUGAAAAAAGGAACGUCGGGCCACAUUGUGAAGCACCUCAAAUGUUUGACCAUAUGGGUCCUGUGGGCUGUGUCCCAGAGGCUUUAAAGCAGGGAAGUGCCAUGCUCAGGUAUGUGUUCAGGAAGAUAACAGGCUGUGGUGUGAAGCACGGACAGCAGGAAGUCAGUGAAGCUGCUCUGGCAGCCGUCCAGGUUUAAUAGGAAAAACUUGCUUUCUGCAAACAACUGAGAAAACUGCCCUUGGAAACUGUUUCUUUGGUCCAUAUGGAGCAGCUGAAACGUAUUACGCUGUGAGGCCCUUGACGGGACAGGCGCUUACCCCUGGUCAGCCAGUGUGAUUGUCGCCAUGGCUAGCAAGAGGAAGUCCACCACCCCGUGCAUGAUCCCUGUGAAGACCGUGGUGCUACAGGACACCAGCACGGAGGCCCAGCCCGCCGAGGCUUUACCGGAAGGACCCCAGCAGGAGCUGCCCCCCGAGGCGCCUGCCAGCAGCAGCGAGGCUGCCCCGACAUCCAGCAGCACUGAUGGCCCCGCCCUGGCCAACGGGCACCGGGGCACGCUGGACGGCUAUUCGUUUUCCUGCAAAUACUGUGAUUUCAGAUCCCAGGACAUAACUCAGUUUGUGGGACAUAUGAACUCAGAGCACGCAGACUUUAAUAAGGAUCCAACUUUUGUAUGCACUGAAUGCAGUUUUCUGGCAAAAACUCCUGAGGGCCUUUCUCUGCACAAUGCCAAGUGUCACUCGGGAGAAGCCAGCUUUGUGUGGAAUGUGGCCAAGCCAGACAAUCACGUGGUCGUGGAGCAGAGCGUCCCCGAGAGCACCUGUGCUCCUGACGUACCGAGUGAGCCCAACGCCGAAGGGACUGACGGACAGGCCGAAAUCAUCAUUACCAAAACUCCAAUCAUGAAGAUAAUGAAAGGCAAAGCUGAAGCCAAAAAAAUUCAUACGCUCAAGGAGAACAUGUCCAGUCAGCCUGUGGGUGACACGGCCUUACCAAACCCACCAGCGGGGGAGACCGAGGCGAAGGAGGGGGACCACCCCUUUGUCAAUGGGGCAGUCCCGGUCAAUCAGCCGGCCCCCAGCUCGGCCAAAGGGCCACAUGCAGCCAACGGGCCCCUGCUGGGAGCGGUGCCGGUCCUGCCGGCCGGCAUAGCGCAGUUCCUCCCCCUGCAGCAGCCGCCCCCCGUGCACGCCCAGCACCACGGGCACCAGCCGCUGCCCACGUCCAAGUCCCUCCCCAAGGUGAUGAUCCCCCUGAGCAGCAUUCCCACCUACAAUGCGGCCAUGGACUCCAACAGCUUUCUGAAGAACUCGUUCCAUAAGUUCCCCUACCCGACCAAAGCGGAGCUCUGCUAUCUGACCGUGGUCACCAAGUACCCGGAAGAGCAGCUCAAGAUCUGGUUCACAGCCCAGAGGCUGAAGCAGGGCAUCAGCUGGUCCCCCGAGGAGAUUGAGGAUGCCCGGAAGAAGAUGUUCAACACGGUCAUUCAGUCUGUUCCCCAGCCCACGAUCACCGUCCUCAACACGCCCCUGGUCGCCAACGCCGGCGGCGUCCAGCACCUCAUCCAGGCCGCCCUCCCGGGUCACGUGGUGGGGCAGCCGGAGGGCACAGCGGGCGGCUUGCUGGUCACGCAGCCGCUGAUGGCCAACGGGCUGCAGGCGCCCAGCUCGUCCCUGCCGCCCGCCGUCACGUCGGUGCCCAAGCAGCCCCCCGCGGCGCCCAUCAACACGGUGUGCUCCAACACGGCGUCGGCGGUGAAGGUGGUCAACGCGGCCCAGUCGCUGCUCACGGCGUGCCCCAGCAUCACCUCACAAGCCUUCCUGGACGCCAGCAUCUACAAGAACAAGAAGUCUCACGAGCAGCUGUCCGCCCUGAAGGGAAGCUUCUGUCGGAACCAGUUCCCAGGGCAGAGCGAGGUGGAGCACCUGACCAAAGUGACCGGCCUCAGCACCAGGGAGGUGCGCAAGUGGUUCAGCGACCGCAGGUACCACUGCCGGAACCUGAAGGGCUCCAGGGCCGUGCUGCCCGGCGACCCUGGUGCCAUCGUCAUCGACCCCGGGCCCGAGGCGCCCUUCUCUCCGGCGGUGGCCAAGGCCCCCGAGGGGCCCUGCGUCCCGCCAGCCGCCACCCUGGCAGCACCCCCUUCCGCCAGACGCCAGGCCUGGCACCAGACCCCCGAUUUCACCCCAACCAAGUACAAGGAGCGAGCCCCAGAGCAGCUCAGAGCCCUGGAGAGCAGUUUUGCACAAAACCCCCUUCCUCCUGACGAGGAGCUGGACCGCCUGAGGACUGAAACCAAGAUGACCCGGAGAGAGAUCGACAGCUGGUUCUCGGAGAGGCGGAAGAGAGUGAGCGCCGAGGACCCCAGGAGGGCCGACGAGGGCCCCGGCCCGGAUGAGGAGGCGGUGGCGGCUGCUGAGGACGAGGCGGGAGAAGGGGAGCUGGUGGGGGACCUGAGGGUCCCCGGCGAAGACGGCUCCCUGGAAGGGCUUGGCAGCCACUCCCUGGCAGAGCGCAAGGUCAGCCCCAUCAAAAUCAACCUCAAGAACCUGCGGGUCACGGAGGCCAACGGCAGGAGCGAGCUCCCGGGGCCAGGUGCCUGCAAGCCCGAAGAGGAUGGGCCCGGCAAGCCUGCCGAGCAGCCCCCCGGCAAGGCGAGCUGCAAGAAGACGGCCCAGCAGCGGCACCUGCUGCGCCAGCUCUUCGUGCAGACGCGGUGGCCCAGCACCCAGGACUAUGACGCCAUCACGGCCCAGACCGGCCUGCCGAGGCCCGAGGUGGUGCGCUGGUUCGGGGACAGCAGGUACGCCCUGAAGAACGGCCAGCUCAAGUGGUACGAAGACUAUAAGCGGGGCAACUUCCCUCCAGGGCUGCUGGUCAUCGCCCCUAGCAACCGGGAGCUGCUGCAGGACUACUACGGGACGCACAAGACGCUGCGGGAGGAGGACCUGCAGAGCCUCUGCGACCAGACCCAGAUGAGCUCCCAGCAGGUCAAGCAGUGGUUUGCAGAGAAGAUGGGCGAGGACACCCGGGCUGUGGCGGACACGGGCGGCGAGGACCAGGGCGCGCGUGAGCCUGCAGCCGUGCACAAAGGGACGGGCGACGCGUAUGCGGAGGUGUCGGAAAACAGUGAGUCGUGGGAGCCCGGCGCCCCUGAGGCCAGCUCGGAGCCCUUUGACACCCGUAGUCCCCAGGCUGGACUUCAGCUGGAAACAGACUGAAUGGGAACUGCUCACUCUGAAGGACUGGCCCGUCCGGGACGCCGCCUGCCACGGGGAAGGGCUCACCCCGCCUCCUCGGCCACACGCCGCUCCCAUGCCCGCUGCCGCUGCCGGGCUAGCCCGGAGCUUCUGGAGGCCUCGCCGCCUGCCCAGAGCCUGCCGCCGCCGCCCAGUGCGCCCGGGGAGAGCAGAGCGCUUGUCAGUCCUUCCUCGCACCAUGUAGGACCUUUCCUUUGCCUUCCAGUGGAUAAAAUAGUUCAGAGUUUAUAUUCAUAGACACGGAAUCAAGUUUUUAACCUAUAAAUCCGCCUAUCCACAUUUAAUAAAACAUCCGAUUACGAACGCUUUCGUCACGUAGAAAGCUGGGUUAGCCAGCAGCGCGGUGUCUCCCUCAUCUCUGCAGGCGCGGAAGCCGCGCGUCCCCUGCACGUGCAGAGCAGAGCCGGCGGAAGCCCUGGGUGCCCCCGCGCUCCUCAGGAAGGCGGUGUCCGCCCACGCGGCUGCCCGAGGGGGUCUUGCCCUGCCCUGCCCUGGGGGCGACACAGCGGGCGCCGGCCACCUGCUAGUGCUCGCUCCCCGGCUCGGAAGCCGUUCCAGCCACACUGCUUGUUCGUGGGAGUUUGAAUCAUGGACCAGAACUUUUCAGUUAUCAGCAUUUGUUGUCAAGUCCGAUGUACUGACCGCUGUGCCCACGUUUUUAUUGUUGUUUUUCAGUCUAGAUGUUCUGAGAGUGAGAGGAAAACUGAGGAAAGGAGCAGGUAGGGCCGAACGCAGAAGUGCAUGGCCCCAGCGUGCGGCUCUGGCCGCUGUGGUUGUCGGAGCCCUUGACCCCCACUCCCUUCAAGGCCGCCAGCAGUCUGGGAAGGAAGACCUGCGCUCGGCUGGGAGUAAGAGCGAACGCUCUGGGAUCUGGGGAGCCAGGAGCUGUCAGAGCGGGGGUGGUCCUCAGCACGGAGACCUGCAGAUGGGGGGUCCUGGCCGGACACCCAGGGUGCUUGUGGCCCCCCGCACCGAGGGCCUGGCUGCGUGCUGGGCAUCACUGGACAGGCCCUUGUGAGGAUUUUUCUUAAGUUCUGCAUUUAUAUUCCCAGAUUUGGAAACAAGAUCUUCUUUAGCCUAAUUCUCAAACCAUUUUUUUAAUUGAGAAAAAUCACAGGAAAAGGUGCUUUUGAAACACUGGGCAACUUGCUUACAAAGCUGUACUACUUGGUAAAUCUCUAUUUCCCCCAACUGGCUGUUCUGAGAGCAGCGGGCGAUGUCCCCGACAGCUCUACUCGCCUGCCAGAGACCACCUGCUUCCCUAAGCCUGUGAGCUUCCCCAAGGCCCUGUGAGUAUGCUCCUCCUGGGCCCAGGCUGGGGGCAGCACAAAGCGGCCCCAGAGACAGAGGGCAGGGGUUUCAGGCACCACAGGCCGGCGGGAGGGUAGGCGCGGUCUUUCUCCCUGACCCUACCCAGAACUGAACAGGGUGCGGCCCCUUGCUGGCUUGGCUCCAAGGACGAAGAUGGUGGUGGCACCUUCUGCCUUCCAGGAGACGGCUUUCUCCGGACACCAGAAGCCCUUGAGCCCCUGCUCUUCUAAAGCGUCUUCUCCCGCUCUCCCAGGCCCAGUAGGGACCACCUCUGAGUUGUUUCAAACAUGAUGUACGAAUACUUGGCAAGUUCCGCACCCUGUGUUUGUGUCCUUUUCAUUUGAGUGUGAAGCUCUUUAGCCCCAAAGACCUUGUGGCAGAAUUGCCCGUGGUGAGUGAUUGCCUUUCUUCAGAGAACAGACACCUGGAAUUUUUCCUUUAGGGUUUAUGUGCGGUUUAUGUACAUGCAGAUUAAUUUAUAUAUACACAUAGAUAUAGUACAGAUGCUCAUUCGAUACUUGUAAAAUGUCCACCUGAGGUAUAUACCUGAGGUUGCUCCCGGCACGUGGCUGCUGGGGAAAGGAGCCUGUGUCGGAGGGAAUGCCAGGCCCAAGGUGCCACUGCGGCGGCCCAGCCGGAAACCAUCUGAGUGUUGGCGACACCGGCCUGCCGGCCUCCCUCUGAGCCCCCCACUGGCUAGAGGGCUUUAAAGAGAAUUUUCUCAGUUAUUUAACUAGUGUUCAUAUUUCAUUUACAACCCAAACAGCAACACAAAAAAUAAAUUUCGUGGUGGACAAGUUCACGCAGGACAUAGCGACCAGACUCAGCACCAGCCUGUCUCUAGAAGGUGGAGAAGCUGCAGGCCUACCCGCCUGGGCGUGUGCUCCCCACAGCUCUUAGCCCUGCCCAUGAAUGGCAAGACGGCCCAGGUAAGGCCCCCAGCAGCCUAGAGAGGCCCACCCCCUUGCUCUGGGCUUAGACCGGAGCAAAUAGUGGGUUGGAGCCUCACGGUCGCAAGAAUCAUGGUCACCGGUGAUGGCGAGUGAGACGGCUGGUCAGCGAGCCGGUGCCCAGGGCUCUGGGUGCUCAGGGAAUACUGCUCACCCAGCACGGAGACCCACGCAGGCCUGGAGGGUGGUGGCGGGGGCUUGGGGGGAGUGUGGGACCUCAGCAGGCAGCCUUGUGUCCCGUCACAGGACAGGUCACCGUGGUUUUGCAUGCUGUCGAAGCGUGUCUGUGAUGUCGCCUCUGGCAGAAGGCGGUCUGUGGGCUGCAGAGUUGAGACAUGGGGUUAGUCCCCCCUGAAGAAAAGCCUGUUGUAUACGGUGACUCCUCUUUCUCCUCUGUAUGCACGUGGCCUCGUCACAGAUAGUAAACAUUUCAGUGUUUCUUGUCUCCUGUGUCUGGCACAUGUUUGGUUUGUUAUAUAUUUUACCUGGGGUUGUAGAUGCAGUUGUAGUAGAUGAAACCGGAUCAUCAUGUGAUCAAGGAAAUCUGGAUUUAUGAUACAUAGACCUUGCAUAUUUUGUUACUUAUUUUAACUCGACUAUGAGAGAGCUUUUUGAUUUGAGAGGAGAGUUGUACUGUUCAGGAGUCGCGCGUUCCUGAAACAGAGUGCCCUGCUCGGAUGGCCCUUGGCAUUUGGGGUUUGGUAGCGCCACGUGACUUGGAGCUCCUGGCCUCGCCAGGUGACUGGCGGCUGUCCCGGUGGACCACAGUGCCCCGAGCGAGCACCGAGCAGAGGCCCUGCUCCCUGUUCUCCAGAAGCAUGGGUGUGGGAGCCGGGCAGUGUGGGCUGGUAGCUUGUCCGCUCCCCUGUGCACGGACGGUGGCGUCCCAGCUGGCCGUGGGGGCUGUCCCACCAGGGAGUUCCAGCAUCUUUUCCAGGCUAAGAUGUGGCUCUUCAUCCUGCUCAGUCGGUGGCGCAGUGACAGGUCCUAUGUCCCCUUCUUCCCCGCUCUGGCCCUGGGACAUCUGUGCCAGGCUGCCUUCCAUGGAGGCUGGGCGCUCGGGCUCUCCCCACCUCCUCCCGCAGCUCCCAGCUGGGCUGCCUGGUCCCCGGCCGCGUUGCCUCUGGUCUUCCUGUUCCCUUCCCCGACUGCAACCCUUGCGCCGCAGCAUCCUCGUCUGUGUAAACACCACGGCUGCAGUGCAGAAAGGCGCUUUGUAGGAGAGGAGAACCGGCCAACAAGAAAGCGUGAAACCAAACCAAACCUGGAAUUUUUAAAUUUUUAUUUAUUUUUUUUAAUCAAACCUGGAAUUUGGGCUUUUUCUAAUUUUUCUCCCCCUUUCCUUGCUCAGAGUUUAUCUGGGGCAGGUUAUUGGUUUGACCCACCUUUUGUAUUAGGUUUAAUUAUCCUUAAUUUUCCCUUAUCCCACUGACAGACGAGGCUCAGUCGAAUGCCGGGGAAGACCCUGGAGGUGGCUGAGGGUCCACAGGACCAGCUUCUAGGCCGGAGCCAGCAGUCCCUGGCCUGGGACGCUGGCAGGCUGGGCUCGCCUCACUCCCGUCUGGAGUCCCAUGUCCGGGUCUCCUGACUCUGCUUCCUUUUUCUCUUUCCUGAGGAGCACAGGCCCGCCCAGCCUUCCUGCCCAGACCUGGGGGGGCCAUCUCUGCGUGCCUGGGGGAGCCCAAGCCUUCUUCCGAGCAGGCCCCGCUCCCGGCCUGGCUUCAGUCUGAGGGAACCAGCACGCUCCUUCUCUGGCCGUUUGCAACAGCCAAGUGGUGUGGCGCCAGGGCUGGGGAGGCUGGAGGCAGCUUCUCAGCCAAGUGACGGGUUUUGACUUAGGCCGAGUGACCGCGGAGGGACGACUGCGGGUGCGCCUUGGCUGGCUACCCAGCCCAGCUCUGCGUCCAGAAGGGACGGAGAGGCCUCGGUGGGAGUUGGUUUCUGCCCCAGCCUGUGUGGUGUUCCUGGCACUGGGUCGUCCCGGGCGGGGGCUUCUCUGAGUGGACCCAGCAAGGGCAUGCAGGGGGGCAGGUAGAGCGCUCAGAGCAUUUGGUCCUAGGGGUGAUCCGGAGCCUGCUUUUCCUGUUUCUCAGUCCUGAGUGACUUCUCAAGACUGGCCACCAACCUGGACACUCCUCUGAACGGGCCCCCCCCAGGCCUUCCCCAGACGGGAGACUGGACAGCCUGGUUCCGGCAGGAAGCAGCCAUUCUGUCUGCAGAGGCCCCAAGCAGGGGCGGAAACCCGCGGGCCCGGCAGGCCCAGCUGGCCCCGGUCAUCACACGGACAUGGGGGACAGCAAGCACCUGCCGCCUUGAUUUGUAAAAACACUGUCUUUUGGUUGGCAGGACCGCCAGGAUCCACCAAAAACACAUGAGUCCUGCUUUGCUGUCUCCAGCCCCGAGGCUUCUGCUGCCCUCAGAGCCUGGCCCUUGUGGCUGCUCAGGCUGGAGCCAGAGGGAGGAGCGAGCACAGUGCGCAGGGCUUUUCAGGGGUGGUCAUCUUCCCUUCUGCUGGGUGUCUUUCCCGCGGCCCGCGGGGGACGGGGCAAACCAGGGCGCCCGAGAGUCUGCAAGCCACCAGCCGUUAGCGCCUCCUCCUCCUCCGGAGCCCAGCUCUGCCGCAGACGCCCGCGCACCGGAGCGCUUGCGUGUUAGUGGCGUUUCUCGGUGCUGCCCUAGGACUGUUCUUCGUUCCCAUGCUAAGUGGGGGACUUGGAAGUAUUUCCAGUAUUCGGCUGGAGCCUUAGGUGAAUUGUCCAGGGUAGAGGCUGUUUGGAGUCACUGGAGGUAGAAAGCUGCAAGCGUGUGGUCGUUCCCAAGGGUCAGACCCCAGAGUAGAUCCGCUGGCGGAAAGUGAGAAUCGCCGCUCGUGGUAGCUGUUCUGUUACUUGUGUUUAAGGAGAGAGACUGUCACUCGUCCUUGGGUCCUGCCCACACAGCGGUCUCCUUCUGGCAGUUUGCUCGAGAUGCUGGCUGGGCGGGAGCCCCAGGCUGAGGGGCGCCGGCUGGAGGGGGCCCAGGGAGCCCGGGUGAGCGCCAGGGGACGGCGUGCCCCGAGUAGAGGCGUUCCUGCGGCACUUCUGGGCACGCGCGCCGCUCGGCUGUCAGGAGGACGGGACCGGCCGUAAUUGUUACAACGAAGAAAACACACCAACCUUUCUCUCUCCCCUGCCGGCCAUCGUUCAUUGGAAGUUUGCUGAGCACAGUCUCGGGGGAAGUCAGGGAGGUUGCCACAGCUGCAGUUCCUUCCCGACGGUCCUGAGUCCUGCUGGUUUUCUGCCGCCCACUUACCUUCUGGUCUUCGGUGCCACGGGAAGGCCGGGAGUGGCUGGUGGGCAGUUUGCCCCGGUGCGCCUCUUGUCGCCCAGAGACGCCUGAAAGACGGGAUCCUCUUGGUGCUAAGAAGCAACUGCCCUGUUUGUCCAGAGGCAAAUGGAAACUUCACCGAACUAUACUAGAGGGUCCCAACCCCCUGCGGCCCCAGGUGUGGCACCAAACCGAGGGGCAUACUCUGCGGGUCAGGCCUGGGGAUGGGAGUUCUUUACCCCGGGGUAAGAGUUUUAACAGAAAGACAAAACUUGCCUUUGGACCGUGGCUGUGCCGAGGCGGUGGAGUGGGCUGCCCUCUCUGGGCUGAAUCUCCAGGCCUCAUGAGGUCCCCCGUGGGGAUGCUGCUAUUUCUAAGAUGCAAAUUGCACAUUUCCUAGAUUUUGUAUCUGUGGAUUUGGAUGAAGGGAGCAGGGCCAAACUGCUUAUACAAUUUGAUAUGGGCCGAAAUGGUACUUCAAAUCUUUUGAUUGUUCCUAAAUAAAAACAUAAAUACA